UAUAAAAAUACCUACCUUCUAAACUCCAAACCAAAAAGAGAGCAACUUCAAGAGUCAAAGAUGGAGGCAAUUCAAUCAUGGGUUUCAAACCACAAGCUAGCCACACUUGGAGGACUGUGGGCUUCUGGAAUUGGGGCAUCACUUGUGGCUAAUUCACGUACAAGCUCUCCAAUGAAACCUAGUCUAAGACUCAUCCAUGCCAGAUUGCAUGCGCAAGCUUUAACACUGGCAGUAUUGUCUGGUGCUGCGGUUUAUCGUUACUACGCGAUUCAUGAAUCUGGGCCCAAACAACAGGCCCACGAUCCUUCUCCCACUGUGGCCCAGAUAGCUGAAUGGGAGCUCCAAAGUCCUUUCUAAAAUUGAAUUUUAUAAAAUUAUCAACUUAUUGUGGUUUUUCUAAUUAUUAUAUAAUAUAAAAUUAUCAGACUCCAGGAAGAAGAGGAAAACAGAAAGUUAUCCCUUUUGAGAUCAAGAGUUUGGUGAUUGAAUUGUAUAAAGCCCAUAUAAAGGGAAAUGAGAAAGACUUCACUUGAUUUUGGGUC
This is a messenger RNA of Vigna unguiculata (cowpea), 542 nucleotides long. RefSeq lists its product as uncharacterized. Gene Ontology annotation, cellular component: respiratory chain complex. Lineage: Eukaryota; Viridiplantae; Streptophyta; Magnoliopsida; Fabales; Fabaceae. The record is from RefSeq and is a predicted model, not a curated record. Gene Ontology annotation, biological process: mitochondrial respiratory chain complex IV assembly.